This is a messenger RNA of Hemisphaericaspora subhashii, 753 nucleotides long. Its product is annotated as glutathione S-transferase. Lineage: Eukaryota; Fungi; Ascomycota; Pichiomycetes; Serinales; Debaryomycetaceae. Bases 1 to 753 code for a protein of 250 amino acids. The transcript has a single exon. The record is from RefSeq and is a predicted model, not a curated record.
AUGACUAAAGCAAAAUUUGUAUUACAUUGGUUAAACAGAUCAAGAGCACAAAGAGUAGUCUGGCUCUUAGAAGAAUUGAAUCUUGAUUAUGAACUCAAAUUUUAUAAACGUGAUGAGAAUUUACGAGCACCCAAAGAACUCACCGAUCUUCAUCCACUUGGAAAAUCCCCAAUUUUAGAAAUUAUCAAUGAUGAUGGUACAUCUUUGAAAUUAGCUGAAAGUGGUUAUAUUUUCCAAUAUUUGCUUGAACAUUAUGAUAAGGAAAAUAAAUUAACACCAACAGCCCCGGAAGAUCAAGAAUUGGUUAAAUAUUUCUUACAUUAUACUGAAGGAAGUAUCCAACCCAUGCUGACUGCACUUGUUGUUAAUGAAGUAUCCAAAUCCAAACCACCAUUACCCAUCAGACCAUUAAUGAAGGCACUACUCACCAAGAUUAAUCAUAAUUAUUGGGAUCUUGAAAUGAAAAGGAAUUUUGAUUAUUUAGAAUUGAUUUUAAAAGAACAACAUGAAAAAAAUCGGGAUUAUUUCGUGGGGGAUAAAUUAACUGCCGCUGAUUUAAUUUUGUCAUUCCCUAUUUAUUAUGAGUUUUAUGUAACUCAUUUCUUGAGACUGUAUUUGGGAGAAGAGACAAAAGUUGUUUAUCCCCAUUUAUAUCAAUGGCUCAGUCAUGUUAUGAAAGAAAAUGGGUGGAAGUUGGCUGCGAAAAGAGUUGAAGAAUAUGAAAGUAUUCCAGCUUCGUCUUCAAGAUUGUAG